Molecule: messenger RNA, 267 nt
Organism: Botrytis porri
Lineage: Eukaryota; Fungi; Ascomycota; Leotiomycetes; Helotiales; Sclerotiniaceae
Exons: 1
Coding region: 1-267 (88 amino acids)
Source: RefSeq, a predicted model, not a curated record
AUGUGUACCAUAACCGGCAAUUUUAGCAUUACCCUUUCGAAGUAUCGGUCCCAAGAAGCGGUCCCCCGUGUUUUGAUGUUGGGGAGUUUCUGCGGCUCGGAAUUCGGAAACGCAAGAGAUGCUUUCAAGCGGCUCGAUGCUAUGUUGAUGAAAUCUUCGGUCGGUCCCCUUGAGCCCUCCUUCGCUUUCAAACUUCUUUCCAAUGUCAAAACGGGAAGGUUAAGGAGAUUUCGUACGACUACAUGGAAUAUGAUCUAUGAGAAAUAG